This is a messenger RNA of Teleopsis dalmanni, 373 nucleotides long. RefSeq lists its product as uncharacterized. The transcript has a single exon. Lineage: Eukaryota; Metazoa; Arthropoda; Insecta; Diptera; Diopsidae. Bases 21 to 254 code for a protein of 77 amino acids. The record is from RefSeq and is a predicted model, not a curated record.
GAAGCAAUAAUUUGUUAAAUAUGGAUUCCUACUUAAUGGAAAUUAAACAACUGCGUAUCCCUCGCCCGAAAUAUGAACCCAACAGUAGUCCACCAAAUAGUUGGCAUCGUUUUUCACGUCCAUUCACACCUCCACGUGAUUAUAAUGAUUAUAAUUUACCUACAAAUGAAAUGGGGAUAGCUGCCGCACUACAAAGGAAGUUUUCAUCCGGUAGCAGUGAAGAUUUUCGAUCGUCCUUACAUAAUAAAAUGUAAUACGAUAAGACGCGAUUUCUAAGGGUUAACUAACUAAAUUCUUUAAGUAUUGGGGUGCACAUUUUAAAUACUAAAUUUUAAAUUUUACCGAUGUAAACUUCACUUUUAUGCAUGUAAAA